This is a messenger RNA of Scomber scombrus (Atlantic mackerel), 2925 nucleotides long. RefSeq names its product synuclein, alpha interacting protein (gene sncaip). Gene Ontology annotation, molecular function: ubiquitin protein ligase binding. Bases 118 to 2925 code for a protein of 935 amino acids. The record is from RefSeq and is a predicted model, not a curated record. The transcript is spliced from 12 exons. Lineage: Eukaryota; Metazoa; Chordata; Actinopteri; Scombriformes; Scombridae.
GAUCAGCUCAGCUAGCUCUCUCCCUCUCUCCUCUAACAUCCAUCCAGCUCCUUUAUCUCUCUCUGCUGCUGCAUCAUUUCUAUCAGCUGCUGGUGAGGCUGAUGAUGUGGUGUGAAGAUGGAGGCUCCUGAAUACCUGGACCUGGAUGAGAUCGAUUUCUCUGAUGAUUCAGUGUAUUCUGUGACGUCUUUGAAGAGCAUCCCAGAGUUGUCCAGGAGGAGCGAUGGCCAGGCUGAGGAGAGACCAGCUCCAGCCAUCAACUGGAGCCGCGGUGUUUCCUCUCACAGCGGAGGGGGAAUCAAACCCACGGGGCUCGCUGAGGUGCACAGUAAGUUCCGGCCGGUGAAGAGAGUCUCGCCUCUCAAACACCAACCGGAGACCACCGACUCAGACUGCGAUGGGAAAGUCCAGAGUCAGGGAGAGCCGGGGGAGGACAGUAAAGACGACCCCAAACCGACUCACGCCUCCUCCUCCGACGGUCCGGGAGGGAAGGCGAAGAGCAGCGUGGGGGGCGGCGUGGGCGUUGUCGGGGGCAACAACCACCAGGCUCUGUUUGGGGAGCUGGAGCACUAUGAUCUGGACAUGGACGAAAUCCUGGACGUGCCUUAUAUCAAGUCCAGUCAGCAGAUGUCCACGCUGCCUCGCGUCCCCCACGACAAGCGCUCGGUGUCGGGGAGCAACCUGAGCGGAGGAACCCUGGAGAGGAACCGCGGAGGAGGGGGGCUGAAGAGCGCAGCGUUACCCCACAACGAGCCUCUGAGCCUGGGCAGCAGCAGCUCUCAGACUCCGUACUGUGUUCUGUCUCCGGUGAAGUGGUCCGACCUCAGGAAGUCUAAGUCCAUGGAUCCAGAUCUGCACCUCCUCCAUCGCUCUCCUGCUGCAGGGAGCUACCAGGCAGAGCUGCACUCCUCCUCCAGCCUCCUCAGCUGCUCCUCCUCUCUCUCCUCCUUCUCUGAUGCAGAUAAGCUGCUGUCAGCGAGGGUUUUCCCAGACUCUCAGAGCCAGAGGAGCGUUGAGCCUGCCGGCGGGGCGGCCAUGAUGUUCCCUCUGCCUGGCUGCAGGCAGGACGGCUCCAAAACCUGGACUCCUGGAUCAGGAGGAGGAGGAGGUGCAGGAGGAGGAGGCAGCGGUGGGCCGAGGGGGUUUGGUGGUGGAGGAGCAGGAGGAGGAGAAAUGGACGAGGAGACGAAGAAGAACCAAAACAUCAUCAACAUCGUCAGAGAGGGACAGAUCUCACUGCUGCCUCACCUUGCAGCUGAUAACUUGGAGCUGAUUCGGGACGAGGACGGUAACAACCUGCUGCACAUCUCGGCCAGUCAGGGUCACGCUGACUGUCUGCAGCACCUCACGUCUCUGAUGGGCGAAGACAGCCUCAACGAACGCAACAACCAGCAGCUGACCCCCGCCGGCCUGGGAGUCAAGAACGGCCAUCUGGAGUGUGUCAGGUGGAUGGUGAGUGAGACGGAGGCCAUAGCAGAGCUGAGCUGCUCCAGAGAACAUCCCAGUCUGAUCCACUACGCAGGCCGCCACGGACAGGAGAAAGUCUUGCUGUGGCUGCUCCAGUUUAUGCAGGAACAGGCCAUUUCUCUGGAUGAAAUCGAUCAGAACGGAAACACAGCGGUUCACGUUGCAGCGCAGUACGGACACCUCACCUGUAUACAGACUCUGGUGGAGUACGGCUCCAACGUGACGGUGCAGAACCAGCAGGGGGAGCGACCCUCGCAGAGCGCCGAGCGGCAGGGACACACCACCUGCGCUCGCUACCUGGUCGUCGUGGAAACCUGCAUGUCGCUGGCGUCGCAGGUCGUCAAACUCACCAAACAGCUCAACGAACAGGCAGCAGAGAAGAUAGUUCUACAGAAACAGAUGCAGAGCCUGAUGGACCCGAAAGCAGAGGGGACACCUUCCAGAUCACCCAGUUCCCAUCAGCCCUCAGUGGACGCGUGGCCUGAGAUGAUGCUGACAGCGGAGGGGAUUCCUGGAGACGGUCACUGGUUGGUCCGUCAGGGAGGAGUUGGCCCGGACACUGUGCUGCGGCAGCUGCUGGGGAAGGACGCGCCGGAGAUGCUGUGUCCCAGAGAGAGGCUGCCUCUGGCGGGCGGCCUGAGCAGAGACCCGGGCCCCGCGGCCCCCGGCCCCCGCAGGACCGGGCUGGUGGAGCGGAGAGAGCUCAAACUGGCCAGACUCAAACAGAUCAUGCAGCGCUCUCUGAGUGAAUCCGAUUCAGACGGUUAUCCGCCGGAGGAAGGUAAAAGUCAAGCAGCCCCGCCCACUAACACGCUGCGACCUGAUAGGCCGUCUCACCUGCCAAUCACAGAGGAGGAGCCAGCGUCCAAUCACCUCCCGCUGGUGAUGAAGAAGAACCUGCCCCCCACCUCUUCCUCGGCAGCAGAGAAGAAGCAGGCGUUUUCUGCCAGCGGGUCAAAGUCGGUGGACGGCGGCGGUUACAACCCGUCCCCGACCUCCAGUGACCCCGACGCCGCCGACGGCAAAACGCCCGACGCCUCCGGCGACGCCCACGACGCCGCCAACGGCCAGAAAGUCGCCACCAGCCCGAAGAGCGCCCUGAAGUCUCCCUCCUCUCGCAGGAAGACGUCUCAGAACCUGAAGCUGAGGGUCACGUUUGACGAGCAGGUCCACAAGAGCUCCGGUCAGGAGGCGGAGCCGACGACCAAGGUGCAUCAUGGGAAGGAGAGGACUCCAACGGGAAGCUCUGAAAGCAAGCGUCCGUUCGGGGCGUUCCGCUCUAUCAUGGAGACGCUGAGCGGGAACACGAACCACAGCAACAACAACAGCAACAGCAGCAACAGCCAAUCGGGCGCCGCGGUGAAAUCGUCCAACUGUCAGAACUCACCUGGCAAGAAGUCGGAGAGUAAAAGCAGCACUGGGGGAGCCAAGGGGAAAAAUAAGAGCAGUAACGUUUAA